Rotaria socialis is the source of this 1407-nucleotide messenger RNA. Lineage: Eukaryota; Metazoa; Rotifera; Eurotatoria; Philodinida; Philodinidae. The record is from the annotation of a GenBank genome assembly.
AUGCCAACUGAUCGAACAACGACACUUGUCGCACCAGUAGCUUCAAAUAAUGUUCGACGUCGAUCAUUCUAUCGUUCAUUUGUUCAAUUUCUUUUUUCAAAUCUUGGCUUAGUUAUUGUUGUUUUCGCAUAUAGUGCUGCUGGAGCUUUUCUUUUUAUCUUACUCGAACAAUAUAUUGAAUUACAAAAUUGUCAACAAGGCAAUUUAAGUGAAAAUAUUUCAAUUUUAAAUCUUUCGGAAACAAUCUAUAACGAUGUUGCUCUUCAAAAUGACAAUACAACAGUCUUGUAUACAAAAAUUACUUAUUAUUUAACUAAUUUUACGGAUGAAAUUUAUUCACGUCGAACGACAUUACGUUAUUCAGGACAAAAUUGUGCGAAUACAUCAGGUUGGAGUUACACUUCAGCUUUACUUUUUACAAUAACUGUUAUAACAUCGAUUGGUUAUGGACAUAUAACGCCAACAUCGUGGGAAGGACAAAUAACGUGUAUUUGCUAUGCAUUAAUUGGUAUACCAAUAUUUCUUCUUUGUUUGUCAAACAUAAGCUCAGUACUCGGUGAUAUAUUUCGGUUUAUGUAUUCGGGUUUGCUUCAUUGCUUUUGUUGUGCAUGUCGAAUUUAUACACGCAAUCGUCGUCGUGUCAACCGUCAAAGUCGUCUGAGUAAACUACAAGAUUCACAUGGAAUUGAUUACACAGGUGCACCAACCAUUGAUCCAUGUUGGCCAGAAGCGAAUCGUCGUACUGCUGGAAAAUUGAGUGAUGAAGAUGAAAAUGAUUGUGACGACUACGAUGAUGAUGAUGAUGAUGAUGAUAAAGAUGACAUAUGGAGUCGAAUGGAAAGUCGUGUACCAUUUGGAGCAGUUAUUUUAAUCAUUAUUGGUUAUAUUUAUUUAGGCGCAGUUAUGUUUAGUAAAUUUGAAGGUUGGACAAUGAUUGAAUCAGUUUAUUUUUGUUAUAUUACUUUAUCAACCAUUGGCUUUGGUGAUUACGUGCCCGGUGUAACGUCCAGUUCAGGAGCCGGUGUCCGUUUUUUGCUUGCUUGCAUUUAUAUUUUAUUUGGUUUGGCAAUCUUAGCAAUGUGUUUUGAUUUAAUCAAAGAAGGUAUUGUUGAUAAAUUUCAUUGGUGUGCAAAUAAACUUGGUAUUAUUGCAACUGACGACGAUCAAAUCGAUGAAGAUCGUACACGAUAUGCAAAUUUUGAAUACGAUUCAUCGAAUCAAGCCCAAACACCACCAAUUCAAAAUAAUAUCAAGCGGUUAAAUGAUGAAACAAAAUCGAAUAGUACUGUUGUUCCAUGUGAUUACAAUGAUGAAACAUGGAUAAACAAUAUUCGAGAUAAACCAGAACCAACAUCAGUAAAUAGUAAAAAUAAGAAGGAAAUGAAAAUAGAUGAUGAAAAACGUUAG